AAAAAUGAAUAGCUCAAAGACACCAGCUUUCUUUCUCAUUUGCAUGCUUUUCAUUUCAUCCAUCACCCAAAUUCUCGCCGUUGAUAAAUGUCCUCCCAUACCCAAAAAACCCGGUUCCGGCGCCGGCGGCCACCACCACCACAACCCAAUUACCAAAAAACCUCCCAAAACCAAGAAACCCAUUACCCAUCCUCCCGUCGUCAAACCGCCCCUCAAAAAACCACCCCACAUUAAACCGCCACCCAUCACAAAACCUCCCGUUAUCAAACCUCCAAUCACAAGACCCCCCAUCGUUAAACCACCAGUCACAAACCCUCCCAUCGUUAAACCGCCAGUUACAAACCCACCCAUCGUUAAACCGCCAGUCACAAACCCUCCCAUCGUUACACCGCCAAUCACAAACCCUCCCAUCGUUAAACCGCCAGUCACAAGCCCACCCAUCGUUAAACCGCCAGUCACAAGCCCACCCAUCGUUAAACCACCUGUAUACCCACCAAUAGUUCCAAAACCUCCUGUUGAAAAUCCACCUCCAGUAACUCUACCUCCCGUUAUCGAACCUCCGGUGACCGGACCACCCAGUAUCCCAUGCCCUCCACCGCCGCCGUCUCCAUCUCCUCCGGCGGAACCUCCGGCGCCGACGUGUCGAGCUGAUUCAUUGAAACUUGGUGCAUGUGUGGAUCUUCUUGGGGGUUUGAUUCAUAUUGGAUUAGGAGAUCCAGUUGCAAAUCAAUGUUGCCCAUUGUUGAAUGGGCUAGUGGAGAUUGAAGCUGCAGUUUGUUUAUGCACUACUCUAAAACUUAAACUUCUAAAUCUUAAUAUUUAUCUUCCACUUGCUCUUCAGCUCCUUUUGACAUGCGGCAAAUCUCCGCCGCCUGGAUUUAACUGUUAAUGUAAUGGGCUGUUCUUGUUGAAGAUGAUGGUGAUGAACUGAUGGUAGAAGUCUGAGGAUUCGGGAUCUUUUCUUAAUUUGUUGUCUUUUCUUUUUAUGUGAUGAAAAAAAUUGGAAUUAAGGGAUGUUAAUUUUCUAUAUAUGAUUUCAUCUUUAUGAACGAACGGAUCUUGUUUCAUUUGUAAAAGUUUUUUAUGUAUUAAGAAAAACUUGUUUUAUUGUUUGUUUA
Molecule: messenger RNA, 1118 nt
Organism: Impatiens glandulifera
Lineage: Eukaryota; Viridiplantae; Streptophyta; Magnoliopsida; Ericales; Balsaminaceae
Product: repetitive proline-rich cell wall protein 1-like
Exons: 2
Coding region: 5-889 (294 amino acids)
Source: RefSeq, a predicted model, not a curated record